UUUCACGGUUAAACGAUUUUCACAUUUUCAAAAAGCUUGCGGUGUGGAUUUUUAAUAUUUAUCGUAUCAGUGGCUGAAAAAUUCCGUUCAGUACAGUUACCAAACGUACGAACGAACGAACGGGAGAGAGAACGAACGAUGUUGUGUCGAUAUUUCCAGCAGGGAUAUUGCAGAUAUGGAAGCAGCUGUCGUUAUGUUCAUGACGAAGUUGGCAGUUAUCAAUCAAGUUCCAAGUACAACAACAACAAUUAUUAUUACGAAGGCCAAAAUUAUAACAACAAAUACCGCUACAAUCGCAACAACGACAGCAACAACUACGACAACAAAAAUAACCACUAUGAAGAAGGCCCCAACGAGAACGACUUGCUAUUCCAAGCCAUGGUGGAUGACAUGAUUGUAUGGAAUAACUCGAACAUCUGGCCCAUCUCGUGCUACGGGUUCGCUAAGCUAGUCAAAUGCCUUCCUGGUUUUGAAGAAUAUUCCUACGAAGAGAUUCGAUAUUUUUGCAUGGAGUCCAUGAAGAACAAUCAGAUGCCUUCUUAUUCGACAUGGUUGAAUGAAUUGAUCCAAAAGAACGUGAAUGCACGGAACCAACUGCUCAACCUCAGUGAGAUGCAGAAGAUUCAAAUGCAAAAAAUGAUAAGUGAGUACGUGAUGGAGAUGGAGAGGAAGGAGGAGGCAGACAGCAACAAAACCUUCCAGCAAACAAAAGUCUCGUUGGAUGCUGCCCAAACAAACCUAGCAACUCCAACUACUAACAUUUUCGCCACCAACGAUAAUAUUCUGCAACAAAAAAAGCCUAAUAUAUUUCAACAACACCAUCAACAACAACAACAGCCACUAAACAUCUUUGCACCACAACAACAUCAUCAGCCACAAAACAUUUUUGGACAGCUACAACAACAUCAACAGCAGCAGCAACAGCCGCCAAACAUCUUUGCGCAGCAACAACAUCAACCGCAUAACAUUUUUGGGCAACCACAACAGCAGCAACAUCAGCCACAAAACAUUUUUGGACAACAACAUCAGCAACAGGGCAUCUAUAUGCAACAACAACAGCAGCAGCCACAAUAUCAACAGCAGCCGCAUUUUCAGCGUAGUACAUUUGUUCCAAUUGUCGGCAACGUCAAAAACAGCUACGACGACUUAUUACUAAGAAAUGUUUUCGCAGGCAACAACAAUACGCCUUCCGCAAACAACAACGCCUAUGAUAUAGAUGAUAGUGUGUACAGUAAGCUGGAUGAACUGAUCGAACCCGAUGCAGCAGAGUUUCGGGCCGACAACUUCACCUACGUGCCCCUACUCCCACCUCCCAAGAUGUUCAUAUGAGGAUGACGCUGCUGAUGGUGAUGAUGGCGAUGAUGUUCAUGUGGUGAUGCUAAUGAUGAGGAUGUUUUUGAUGAUGAUGAUGAUGAUAGUGGUGGUGAUAAUGAUGGUGGUGGUGAUGAUGAUGAUGUGGCUCAACAUGCUUCUUCAUUAUUUUCAUCAUCAUUAUUUUUAAGUACUGUUGUUCGUACUGUUAAUAUUUAUUAUUAUUAUUUUAUUAUUUAUUAUUAGUGUUAUUUUAUUAUUUUUAUUUUUAAUAAUGUCAUUUUUUUUCAUUUUUUUUUAAUAUCACCGCAUAUUAUCAUCUUAUUAAUAUAAUUAAUUUAUUAACGGAAGAAAAAUUAUUUUCACCCUUUAAAGUAAGAGUUCAAAUGAUAAAAAGAAAGUGUCUGACAAAAAUGAAUUAUAUUGAAGUGUAUUUAAAAUGUUACGAUAAUAAUGAUAAUAAUAAUUUUAUUAUUAAUAUUAUACUAUAAUAAUAUUAUAAUAAUUUUAUUAUUAUUAAUAUUAUACUAUAAUAAUAUUAAUGAUAAUUAUUUUAUUAUUAAUAAUAUUAUAUUAUAAUAAUAUUAAUGAUAAUUAUUCUAUUAUAAUAAUAUUAUUCUUAUUGUUAUAUUAUUGUUAUUUUGUUGGUAAUGUUAUUAUAUAAUAAGUGUUACAUUAUUAUCACUGAUAUUGUUUAUUAUUAAUUAAUCUUUGAAGCCCCAAUGCCAAUGGUGAUAGUUAUUAUUAGAUUUUUAAUUAAAUUAAUUAAUUAAAUUGAUUAAUUAAUUUGAUUAAUUGAUUACCGUAUAUGUCCUGAAAAUGAGGCAGAUAUUAAUAUUCGGUGAUUUCUUGUU
Messenger RNA from Helobdella robusta, 2165 nucleotides. RefSeq lists its product as hypothetical. Gene Ontology annotation, molecular function: metal ion binding. The record is from RefSeq and is a predicted model, not a curated record. Lineage: Eukaryota; Metazoa; Annelida; Clitellata; Rhynchobdellida; Glossiphoniidae. The transcript is spliced from 7 exons. The coding region runs from base 139 to 1329 and encodes 396 amino acids.